This is a messenger RNA of Coccinella septempunctata (seven-spotted ladybird), 2105 nucleotides long. It is a transcript of the gene heca, whose product is annotated as headcase protein. The transcript has 5 exons. The record is from RefSeq and is a predicted model, not a curated record. Lineage: Eukaryota; Metazoa; Arthropoda; Insecta; Coleoptera; Coccinellidae. The coding region runs from base 172 to 1512 and encodes 446 amino acids.
ACGAUUUCGCUGCACUGUUGCGGCACGGCAGUAGGCUGUGGAGUGAGCCGCUUGUAAGACGUGCAGAACCAAGGUCACUUUCGUAGGAGUCCUGUCAGAGAGCGGUUUCAGCGGGCACGCACGUUGCGCGCUAGAUCUCGGUUAGCCGUGGAUGCAGAUAGAGUAGUAGGCAUGGCCCCGCGACGUCAUUUUGGCCAAGUUCAAGGCCUCCUAGGCAUCGACUCCCUGGAAGAGACCACCAGCAAUGUCACCAGGUGUUGCGUGCCGACAGGAGAGUGUCUUCGUGCUCAGCAGCAGCAAAUGUUGCACAAUAACAAUGAUCCUAUGCUUAUUUCUUUGGACGAUUUAAGAGACACAGUUCGCGUUACGUGCAAUAACGAAUUGUGCACAAGCGGACGUUACAUGCACCGCGAGUGUUUCGAACAGUGGGAACAGACGGUGCUCGCCUAUUUGAAAACUUGCGGUAGGGCACGAUCCUGGUCCGAGCGUCAGAGGCAUCAGAAUCUCUGGACGAAAAAGGGCUACGAUCUUGCUUAUAAAGCCUGUGCCUGUAAAUGCGGAAGAGGUCACCUAAAAAAAGACUUAGACUGGAUGCCGCCUCCGCCAACCAGUAAUAUCUUCGGUCGCAUCGAGGAAAUCGACACCGGCAAGAAGAAGAAGAAACGUAAUCGUAAUUCUCGACCUGUAUUAGCUGUCAAUACGAAUCACAAUCUCACAACGGUGAUGGAGAGCCGUGGAAGGACCGGAAGUCUAUCCUCUAGCAAUCGUUCGUCUUCGCCACCGGCUUCUGGAAGCGAACCCAGCAUCUCCCCUGUGCACGCUCAUUCGAAGAAGAAGUCCAAAAUCGAACUUCCCGAAAGAAUACGAAUUGCUGGUGGUGCUAAUGGAAUCUUCACUCGACGUUUGGAUUUCAGUUCAUUCAAUUCGCUUCCAAAACUCAAAUUGAAUUCUUAUCAAAUAAAGACCGAGGAUGAAGGCAACCAUGGAAACGACGACACUCGUUGCUUCAUCUUAUCUACUUUGGCAUCACACAAUCGCUCUAAGGUUCAGUGUGUCCUCUGCGAAGAAUAUCUUCUGGUUUUCGAUAGAUAUCCUUUGGUAGAUGGUACAUUCUUUUUGAGCCCUCGACAACAUGCAAAAUUCUGCAUUGAGGUGAAGGUAGAAGGAAGGACUCAAUUCUUGACGUGUGUCUGCAUGGGCUGCCUAGAGGGAGUUGCUGGUAGGCAGGUUUUCUGCAGAUUUUGCAGUACCCAAUGGGUUGGUUCAACGCUGGUUCUAGGGACAAUGUAUUCCUAUGAUAUUUUCGCAGCUAUGCCCUGUUGCACGGAACGUAUAAAAUGCAAUUCGUGCUUCAAACCAGUUCUACAUCCAGCUCAACGUCUGAACUACUUCAGUGACUACAGUCAUAUGGUACCAUGUCCACAUUGCCGCACGCUAGACACACACUUCGUCAAGUCUCUUCCAUACUGUUUUGUCCAGCGACCUCAACGGUCAUACUCUCAGUGGCCAUAGCCCAUUGCCCCCGCCAAAGCACCUCGUAUAGCACCACCCUCUCCCUCGCCAGAUCCCCUGGAUCUGGAUUUGGGACUCCUUUGGCGGGAAUUGGCAGGAAUGCGUCUGGAUGAGUUUUGCCAUUUACAGCUCACGAGAUCGCGGUAGGCCAUCGCAAAUGGCGGUAAUGGUAAACCUCACCGCAUUUAGUUUCAUUAUUUGUUAUUAUGUUGUUGCAUUUUUAAAUGCGUGUGAGUUGGAAAAAACUUCUUUCCGAAUUAUCAGGUUUCAAUUGGUCCGGAACCUCUUUUAAUCGAAACUAAUUAUUGCAUGAUUUUUUCUGAGGAACCAAAAUCUAAUCCGAAUAAUUUCGUCUUCUGGUUUAGAACUAUGAGAAGUUUGUUUCAACGCAUGCUUUAUAUAAAUUCGUUGUGUUAUUAGUUUCAUUAUUAUUCGUUCGUUAGCUUUUAGUGAAUUUAACUCUUUGUCUUGAGACAGAAUAUUUAUAUAUGGAAAUGUGAUUAUAUUAUGUUAAGUUAGAUCAAAUUCAUUUCACGAUGUUUAUUAUGUGCACUUUAGUGCUAAUAAGAAUGGAUUAAAUCAAUCUUACAAUA